Electrophorus electricus (electric eel) is the source of this 4530-nucleotide messenger RNA. RefSeq names its product sp3a transcription factor (gene sp3a). The record is from RefSeq and is a predicted model, not a curated record. NCBI's taxonomy places the organism in Eukaryota, Metazoa, Chordata, Actinopteri, Gymnotiformes, Gymnotidae. Gene Ontology annotation, molecular function: DNA-binding transcription factor activity, RNA polymerase II-specific; RNA polymerase II cis-regulatory region sequence-specific DNA binding. Gene Ontology annotation, biological process: regulation of transcription by RNA polymerase II.
CAACUUUCCACAGUCAACACUGGAAGCCCCACCUUUUGUGUUUCCCGCACCGUCAAUCAAAAUAGAAAAAAAUAGACUCGAAUCACCGAUCGCAGCCCGCCUCCGAGUAAUAUAAUCAUGUUUGGCGUGUAAUUAAACCGAGAGUUUUCUUAUUAAAGUAAUUCACGUAAUGACUGCUCCUGAACACCCAGUGAAACAAGAGGAAAUGGCUGCCUUAGACGUGGACAGCAGUCAGGGCGACUUUCUGCAGCAAGAUGGUAGCAGAGGAGACCAGGACGCGCAGCCGUCGCCGCUCGCACUGCUGGCAGCCACCUGCAGCGAGCUCGGGUCUCCGUCCUCCGAGGGGGACCACGGUGCCGCCGCCGGCGUGGCAACAGACCCCACAUCAGUGCACUUGACCAGCACCUCGGAACGAUGGGACGGAGUGAAAGAUGAGUCCAGCAUUGUGCAGCUGCCCAGCACAGGCAUAGUAACGUCCAACGGGCAGUACGUUCUUCCCCUCCAAGGCCUUCAGGGCCUCCAGAGCCAACCCAUCUUGCUAACAUCAGGGACAGAUUCCUCCGCCAACACAGUGCCUAACAUCCAGUACCAGGUCAUCCCUCAGAUCCAGGCAGCCGAUGGGCAGCUGGGCUUCUCUACCUCGGCGGUGGAUGGUGCCUCACUGACGCACGAUGCCUCAGGGCAGAUCCAGAUCCUCCCCGACGGCUCCCAGACCAUCAGCGUGGCCGGUACAGCAUCGGCCGGCAUCCUCAGCAGCAGCCCGAACCUCAUGGCCCAGCCCGGCCAGGUGCAGCAGAUCCAGGGAGUAGCUUUGGGAAGCUCAGCCUUCAACAGCCAGGGGCAGGUGGUCGCUAACGUGCCUGUGGGGCUGCCCGGUAACAUUACCUUCGUGCCCAUAAACAGCGUCGAUUUGGACUCGCUGGGGCUGUCCGGUGCCCAGACGAUAGCUACAGGGGUGACUGCUGACGGACAGCUGAUCAUGACCAAUCAGGUGGCGGACAGCUCGGAGGGCUCAGAGAAGGCGGCAGAGCGCCUGUCGCAGCAGACGCUAGUAGUGAACAACACUAACGCAGCCACAGACAUGUUUGUGCCUACCACAUCUUCCUCCUCCUCAUCCUCGCAGCUGCCCGCCAGCACGAUAGACGGCACGGGCGUGCUGAGCCAGGCCACGGCCGUGUCGGCAGUGUCCGAGCACACGGACGGCUUCCUCACUCAGGGCCAGGUGCAGGUGUCGGCAGGGCAGCAGGUGAUCCAGCUGCAGCAGCUGCCCCUGCAGACCAGCGACGGACAGGUGGUCCAUCAACAGAUAUCCGCUCAGGGCCAGCAGCCCCUGCAGAACGUACAGCUCAUCAACCCAGGGACCUUCCUCAUUCAGGCGCAGACCGUCACGCCAUCGGGGCAGAUACAGUGGCAGACCUUUCAGGUACAGGGUAUUCAGAACCUCCAGAACUUGCAGCUCCAGACAGCCCCGGCCCAGCAGAUCACGUUAGCCCCAGUACAGACACUCUCACUUGGGCAGGGGGCCACGCUGAGCUCCACUCCAGUCAGCAUCAGCUCUGGGCAGAUCCCUAACCUGCAGACGGUCACGGUUAACUCAGUGGGCCAGACCGGGAUCCAGCUCCAGCAGGCCGAAGACACAGGCAGCCCUGGAGAUAUUCAGAUAAAGGAGGAGCCAGACUCUGAGGAGUGGUCUCUUGGUGGUGACUCUACCCUGAAUACUAAUGACCUGUCUCAUCUGCGCGUGCGAUUGGUGGAAGAAGAGAUGGAGGGGCUUGGCCAGGAGGGGAAACGUCUGCGCAGGGUCGCAUGCACCUGCCCUAACUGUAAAGAGGGCGGUGGGAGGGGCUCUAACAUGGGGAAGAAGAAACAGCACGUGUGCCACAUAGCAGGCUGUGGGAAGGUGUACGGCAAGACGUCCCACCUUCGCGCCCACCUGCGCUGGCACUCGGGCGAGAGGCCUUUCGUCUGCAACUGGAUGUUCUGUGGCAAGAGGUUCACACGCAGCGAUGAGCUGCAGAGACAUCGAAGGACACAUACAGGAGAGAAGAAGUUUGUGUGUCAGCAGUGUUCCAAGCGCUUCAUGCGCAGCGAUCACCUGGCCAAGCACAUAAAGACACACCAGAACAAGAAGGGUGGAGGGGGCGGGGCCCCGGCCGUGGCGGCCGUGGAGACGUCGUCGGCCUCCUCCGAGAGCAUCAUCACGCCGGGUGGUACCACGCUCAUCCUCACCAACAUCCAGCCAGGCGCCGUGCAGGGCCUGGCCACCGUCAACGCCACCGUCAACACGUCCAGCUCGCAGGACCUCCUCGCAGCCGGGGAGAUCCCCCUGCAGCUCGUCACCGUCUCCGCCGGCAACGCCACGGAGUGAACCGCAUCCAGGGAGCCGCGCAGCAAAAAAAAGAUAGGAGGCGGGGCCUUCCAGACUCUCAAGGAAGGAACCGCUCUGGACGGAUGCAACCGGACGCUCUAUCUGGCCGUCAAGGUUCUGUGGCUUCUAUACAUGACGUCGUUUAUCUUCUCCUUCUCCUGUCUGGACCUCAGUUUGACCAUAGACUUGUCCCUCACACAUGUAUCCUGCUUUUUAUACCCUCACAGAUUAUUCUCAUUUACGUAAAUAUAUACGUUUACGUAAAUGCAUACAUACAUAUAUAUAUAUAAAUAUAUAUAUAUAUAUAUAUAUAUUUUACAAAUAUAGAGUAUUGAUUUAUGUUUGUCUGCAGUCUUUUUAUGGUGAGAGUGGAGCAGAAAAGAAUUGUCCAACAUGGUUCCCAUUAUAAAAACACUGAAAUGCCUUAUUUUGUAUCAUACUCUGUGGUGUACAAAAGUAGUCGCUGAGGGAGUUGUAAUGCAACUUUCUACGUGUAUCUGUUUGAAUGGGAGUAGUCCUUAUAAAAGAAACUAUACAUGCAGGAAAUGGGAGCGACGUGAAGCUGACGCUGUGGCUAGGUUAGGCUUUAGCUGGCCAUGCUGUAAGGGAGAAUGUUCGACAUGAAUCAUGAAUGACCUUUAGAAUGAAGUGUGCCACCCUGGUGCUGGGCGUUAUGAAGUUCUUCAUGUCCAACUGUUGUCUUGAACGUGGCCCUUUCCGAGACUCUCCUCCGCACACACGCAUAUGUGAUUUCUUCGCCAUGGCCCCUCCAUCUAGCUGUGCCGUGCCGUGACCUGGCAGGGCUCCCUCUCUGAGAUGAAGCAUUGUGAAGAAUUUUUUGCAGGUGGCAAAACAAAAAAAAACAAACAAUCAAUGUAAUUAAAAACUUUUUUUCUUCUUGUUGAACCUCUUACAGUUGAUCUAAUGUUAUGCAUUUGUUGUCGAGUCUUUUUGAGCAAGAAAAUAUUUAUAAGAGGCUUUGCAUAGUAAACUGGUUUUGUGGUGUCUAUAUCCUGAAUGAGCAUAUACUUUUUUUUUUUCCCCUCAAAUGUAUGAUUACUCCAAUAUGUUACUUUUUUUUUUCUAAGACUGAACUAUAAUCUGAAUCAUAAUCAGAAUCCCUGAUAUGAAUGGGGCAGAUCUGUGGUUUCAGCUGAGAAAUCGGAUGAAGGUGCACAGUGUCUGGUUGGAUGGAGAGAGGGCGAUCCAGCGGUUUGGACCACAUUCAAUCAAAUCACUCCUCAGCUGCUAUGAAGACAUGGACUGAACCAACAGUUCAGAUCGCCACCUAACAAGCAAAGGACGUGCAGUUUAUUGUCUUGGGUCAGUCUGUUCGACACAGGCGGUGUGAAAUUUCAUCCCUACUGUAUGAAGAUCUGUGGAGUCUAGUGGGUUCUAAUGUGGUUCGCAGUAAUUUGAUUGAAUGAGGUCUUUAUGUUUGGGGCGUUGUGACUUGUCUGUUAUAGCCAUGUUUGGAGGAGGUUGGGACACUCCUGAUCUGAGAAACAGCAGAGUGAGGGAAAAGAAACUGGCCUUUUCACAUGAAAAAUACACCUGUUUAUUACUGGUAUAUACUCACAGUUUGUUAAUGAACUUUUGUAAAGCAAACAUGAUUCUUUUAUAUUCUUCCCAGGUUGCUGAAGGACAUACACUCUUUUUUCCCUGUCUGUGUGGGUGUGGGUAUGGGUGUGGGUGUGGGUGUGUCCCAGUAUGCAGUCUGGUAUUCAAGUGGUGGUGUAUGAUCAUUUUUGCACUUUCGUAUGACAGAUUAUUCUAUGUAAUCCAGACAUACGGAUUUUUGAGUUCUGUUGCCAGUCUUUCCGUAAGGUUUCAAUUAAAGACAAAACAUUCGAAUUUGCUUAUCGUGAUCGUCCAAAUUGAAGUACCCAGCCUUGUUGCAAACAUUAUUACUAAGUUGUAAUUGAUGAAACACUAUUGUUUUCUGAAUUAAUGUUUGUUUUCUUCCUUAACAUUUGCAGCCAUUUUUAAUAUGUUGCCCUAGUUUGUGAUGUCAGAUCGGAUUUCGUUCACUAUAAAUAGCGUAACAUGUCUCUUGUAUUUUUAUUUGGUCUUUUUUCCAAAAAAAAAAAAGCUUCAAAAUGUUGUACAAUGCCCACUUUUGAGGGCAGCUUUUUAUUUCACACUAAAAUGACUAAACAGAA